Molecule: messenger RNA, 2163 nt
Organism: Trypanosoma conorhini
Lineage: Eukaryota; Euglenozoa; Kinetoplastea; Trypanosomatida; Trypanosomatidae
Exons: 1
Coding region: 1-2163 (720 amino acids)
Source: RefSeq, a predicted model, not a curated record
AUGAGUGAUGCCCUCGCGAUACUUGACGGUGCCGUGGCGUGUGUGUCGGCGUUGCUGAUGCCGGAGGAGUUGGAGACGUUGAUUAAUUUCUUGCGUGGGGAAUCGUGGGAUGAAGUGCCACCGCCCCCAGCACCGCCAGCGUCGUCAUCGACGACGGCUCGCACCACGGCGGCUGCCGGGGAUGUGCGCUGGCGCAUUCCAAAUGUGCUCACAGGCUGCUACAACUACCUCCCGCUGGCCAUCGUCGCGGAUGUGUCGCUUGUUUCCGCCUCCUCCUCCGGCGAGCGAGCGGCGCUCGUGCACAACUUUGAGCGACACGAGUUCCGCGUGUUUGCCGUCAACCUGCUGCCGGAGGGCUGCCCCGCCGAGAAUGCCCUGCGUCAAAAGUAUGGGAGCAGCAGCGCCAUUGUCCGGCUGAGCUGCAUGGAGGCGGCGCAGGCCUGGUGCGACGCCGUGUACGCCGAGAGGGACGGUCUCCCGGCCCGAAGCCCAACGCUGGGCAGCAAACGCGGCCGGGAGGAAGCGGCCGCCCCGCCACUCUCCUACAUGGCGCGGCGGCAACACACCUCGGGGCCGCGCACGCGGCGGGCGCUUUUUAUCUUGCGCUGCUGCGCCAAUGAAAGCGCCGCACACCGCGAGGACGUGAGCCGAGCCCGACGCUCCUGUGACCCGCUGAUGCUGCUGCUCCACGACAUCAGUGCCCUGGCGGCGCUGUGCCGCGCCAGGGAGGCAGCGCACCGGGCCCGGAUCCAAUUUUCCGUCCUGCUGCUUCCGGAUGAUCUUGCCUACGGCGGCGCACUCUUGGCGGAGGCCCUGCGUGAGCCGCUGAGUCGUGAGUACUGUGUGCAGCUUUUUCGCGGGUCUGCCGCUUCCGCGGCACGGCGCGACGACGCGGAGCUGACGGCGUUCCUUCGUCGCCUUGAGACUUGGAUGAAUCUGCCGACGGCUCCCCCGCACCCCGCUGACGCCGAGGGAGAAGCGAAGGCCGUGACGGAGCAAGAACAACGGCACCAGCAGCACCAGCAGCAGCAGUGUGGAGCCGCGGACGUCGAGGCGGCGGAGAGAGUACGGCAGCGGGAGUCAGAUUUUUUCUUUGUGCGGCGCGACAAUCUGCCGCUCUGUUGUUUUUUACGGGAGGCGCUUCGUCGUUUCCCUGUCAUCCUGCACCCGGUGGCGCUCCGGCAACUUCAGGCGUUGUGGGCGACACGGCGGCAACUUGGCGAUGUUGCCACGGGCCUGCACGCGCUGCUCUGCCCCUUCGCCCACUCCGCGUCUGCGCGCGAGGGUUGCGCCUCCUCCACAGUGGCGCCGCCUCCCGCAGUUGCACCCGCGACGGAUACCGCGGCAAAUGGGGGUCGAAAUGGGAACGACGGCAUGUGCCGUCACGCAGACACCGUGGACAUUCUCAACGCCGUCUUGGUCACGGCGGGGCAGUUGGCAGAUGGAGACUUGUUGAAUGAGGCGGUGGCGUUCGCAGUGUUGUACGAAGACGUUGUGUGGAGGCGGCCGACGCGGCUGCAGCGCAUCCCAGGAUUUGUCGCGGUGCUCGAGCGACUCUGGCGGAGGUGGGGCAAUGAGAGCAGCAUGGACUUCCACGCUGCGUUGGCGUCGUGUGUGCCGGUGUACACGCCUAGUAGCACGCUUCAGGAUGCGUCUUACCAGCGCCCGGGUGAAGCGGCGGCGGAGGGGGCGAGGGCGGUUGUUGUUCUCCCCGCACCGAUGCGGGUGCCUGCGGCAAAGGUGCCGCUUGGGGCGGAGUUGAUGCAUGCCGCCCUACUUGCUGUUUUGCCGCCGCAGGAGUCCCUAGAGGAGCUGAGGCGUGCUGUGGGCCAGUGCGGCAGCCAUGGCGGCCCGCGUGGGGAGGCGGGCGAGAACUCGCGCGACCGCGCCUGCGCGGCGGCGGCGAUGCAGGGGUCGGCGUUGUCGGAGAACAACUUUUUUAACCCCUCCAUUCCGAACUCCGUGCGGCUGCUGCACCUUCUCACCGCCCAUGCCUUGGGGCAGGGGAGCUGCAGGCAGAAGUACGUUUCCUUCGCGGUGCUGCAGCGCGUUUGCCAGAUCUCCGACGAGGCGCUGGUGCGGGCACUGAAGGAGCUGCAGCUUGCGGGGCUUGUGAAACUCGACGGGAGCGGCGCCAAGGCCCGGGCGGCGCUGGACGGCUGA